Molecule: messenger RNA, 1431 nt
Organism: Morchella sextelata
Lineage: Eukaryota; Fungi; Ascomycota; Pezizomycetes; Pezizales; Morchellaceae
Exons: 3
Coding region: 1-1431 (476 amino acids)
Biological process (GO): DNA replication initiation; double-strand break repair via break-induced replication; DNA replication
Cellular component (GO): DNA replication preinitiation complex
Molecular function (GO): DNA replication origin binding; single-stranded DNA binding
Source: RefSeq, a predicted model, not a curated record
AUGGCAGGCACCGAGGCGCACAAGGUCCUCAGGCAGGAGCUCAAGGAGUGGGAACGCGCGUUUGCGGACGCGAAUGGCGGCAGGAAGCCGACGCGGGAGGAGAUCAAGAGGGACAAAGUGAUUGCUGCGAAAUACACCGAAUACUACAAGAUCCAGCCCUCCUCCAAAGCGCCAAAAUCAAAGUCCUCACAAUCCGCCGACCCCCCAAAACCCUCAAGGUUCACCACCACCACGCCCACCGCAAUCCCCUACGACCCCACGAACCCCUUCGCCGCCGGCCCCGGCCCCUCCCCCAGCAGCAGCAGCGUAAAGUCCACAACCACAACAAUCCCCUCCCGCCCCACAACCUCCACCUCCGUCUCCACCUCCAUCUUCCGCACCCCCUCAAAGCCCUCCCAGCUCCACAAAGACCUCUACGACUCCCCGCUCUCCACCCGCGGCCGCCGCCUCUUCGGAAACCGCAUCCGCGACUCCGUCGGCCCAACCCCGCAGAAGACCGGAAAGGUCCUCGGCAUCUUCGAGUCCUUUGGCGCCGCCGCCGACGCCGACGACACCGCCGCCACCCCCUCGCACAAGCGCACGCUGCGGCCCUCGCCCAGAAAGGCGGGCGCUAACGCCGCUUCGCCGGCCCUCUCGACGCCGCGAAAGCGCAAAGCGGGGGAGAUGGGUACCCCGAAGACGCCGGGGACGAAGAAGACGCCCGGCACGCAGCGCGAUGUGUUUUCGACGCCGGCGUUCCUGCGCCGCUCGUUCAUUGGGUCGUUGGAAGAGAGCCCGGCGGUGGUGGGGCCAAGGAGGCGGCCGCUGGUCAAGGGGCUGAGUGAGAUGGUGAAGGAGCUGAAGAGGCUGGAGGAUGAUGCGCAUCGUGACGAUGAGGAGGCGAUGCGCGAGAUGGAGCGCGAGAUGGAGGGCGCGGGGGCGGAGGCGCCGGUCAAGAAGAGGGUGCUGGAGGUGGAGGUGCCCGUGGAGGUGGAGGUGGAGGAGAAUGAUCCGGAGACGGGGCUGCCGCCGUUGCCGGAGGGGGCGUGGAGGGAGGAGCAGCGGGUGGAGGAGGAGGAGAGCGGGGAUGAGAAGGAGGAUAGGACACGGAAGUGGAAGAAGAAGGGGCUGAAGAGGCAGCAUAGGCGCGUUAUCAUGCGCCCCGUCGCCAAAACUACAGCAUCGCUAGUAGACGACGACGCCCCGCCGCCCCCCAACCCUGAAGACGCGGAGCUCCCGGGCGCAGGGUAUUCAGACGAGGACCUGUCGGACCUGGAUAACCUGCCCGACGAGCCGGUGAAGAAGGCGGUCGCUGUGCCCGUCGUCGAGAGGAAGGCGAGGAAGAUCUCGGAGAAGGCGCAUGCGAAUUAUAGGAGGGUGAAUAUUAGGGGGAGCAAGGGCGCCAAGGCGGCGAAUGGAAGGACGGGGAGGUUUAAGGGGAAGAAGCGGUAG